AUGGGUAUGGAAGAUCACAAAACCAGCCUAGAGAAGAAUGGCAAACAUGAGGUUGAUCGUGAGAAGGAUGAGGGUGUUCAGCAUCUAACAAAUAAUCCUGGAGAAAUGGGUGGGUGUGCUGUUGCGUUGUGCGUUAUCAAGGCCGGGCAAAGGCCUGACGACGAAGAUGGAGCUUUAAAGCCCUCUUUUCAAAAUCAUGUUAGGGAGUUGGUUUAUAAUCACGAUCUGGCUAUUAUGGUUGUUAUGGAAACCCGAAUUGGAGGUGAUAGAGCUAGGGAUAUCUCGGAUAGGUUGCCAUUUGAUGGGGCCAUCCAUUCAAACAUGAUUGGAUUUGCUGGUGGAAUAUGGCUUCUUUGGAACUCAGAUAAAGGUCCUAGAUUUCAUGAAAGAUGCAUUUUGUGGAACUAUCUUAAAAAUGCUGCUGAUUUGCAUGAGAAACCUUGGAUAAUAGCUAGAAAUUUUAAUGAAGUUCUUGCUGAUGGGGACAAGUUUGGGGGUAGAGCUGUUAACUCAAACAGGUCUUUACUAUUUAAAGAUUGUCUUGACUAUUGCAACAUGAUAGAUAUGGGGUUCAAUAGGUCUCGGUUCACUUGGACGAAUAGACGUAAUAUAAAUGCUCUAGUCCAAGAAAGAAUUUAUCGUUUCUUUGCCAACCCAAACUGGUGUGCUGCCCACCCCGAUGCGAGGGGUUUUUCUCGACCUCUCCAAGUGGCUAUUGAUUGUUUUUCCAAGAAGGCUUCGGAUUGGAAUAAGCACCAUUUUGGAAACAUUUUUGUGGGGAAGAAGAAAGUUUUAGCUUGGCUGAAUGGGAUCCGGAAAGCUUUGGCAGAAAAUCCUUCUCAUUCUUUUGUUGAAAUGGAGAAAUCCUUGCACAAAGAGUUAAAUGAUAUUCUCUGUCAGGAAAAGGAGUUGUGGGUGCAGAAGUCUCGCAUUAAUCGGCCGAUUGAGGGUGAUAGAAAUACUGCGUUUCACCAUAUGUCUACCAUUGUAAGGAGAAGACAUAAUCGUAUUUCGCGUAUAAAGAACGAUAUGGGAGAAUGGAUCACUAGUGAGGGUGGGGCUAUGUCUUUCAUUAGAGAAGGGUUUAGCAAAUUGUUUUCAACUACCCUUAAUUGCUCUCCUUUACAUAUCCCUCGACCCUCCAAGUGGCAAGUGGUUUUGUCAGAAGAGGAUAAGGGCAGCCUGAAUUUGCCAGCGUUAAAGUGGAUCUUGAAAAGGCUUAUGACAAAAUUGAAUGGAGUUUCAUUCGGGAAGUGUUGA
Molecule: messenger RNA, 1260 nt
Organism: Quercus lobata
Lineage: Eukaryota; Viridiplantae; Streptophyta; Magnoliopsida; Fagales; Fagaceae
Exons: 4
Coding region: 1-1260 (419 amino acids)
Source: RefSeq, a predicted model, not a curated record